Molecule: messenger RNA, 1812 nt
Organism: Cylindrotheca closterium
Lineage: Eukaryota; Bacillariophyta; Bacillariophyceae; Bacillariales; Bacillariaceae
Source: the annotation of a GenBank genome assembly
AUGGCGACAGAAGAAUCCAACCAUCGUCAAUGUACACACCGAUUGGUAACGAAUGAACAAGAACCAUUGAAAGGAAUACCAAAAAUAAAGAUUAUUCGUUUGACCAUUGAUCCUUCGGUCCGUGUCCUAAUAAAGGAUUCCUUUCAAAAUUGCCGCUUUUUAACACAAGUAGUCCUCCACAAGCAUCUAACAGAGAUUGGAGAGAAUGCCUUUCAACGUUGUGCGGCAUUGGAAACUCUCCAAAUUCCACCCUCUGUGCAAGUGAUUGGCAAACAAGCCUUUCAAUGUUGCAAAUCGUUGGUGGAGGUGAAUCUCUCAGAAGGAUUGAAAUCCGUUGGUGUCCGCGCGUUUGAAAAUUGUGUCAAGCUAUCCAUAAGCUCACUUCCUUCCUCUGUGGAAUCCAUUGGUGGAUCGGCCUUUUUGAAUUGCGAAUCCAUUGUGGAAUUUGAACUCAAGAUGAUGCCCCGCGAUGGCCAUGGGAUCGAAAUGAAACUGGGGGACAAUGUGUUUCAAGAUUGUUACAAAUUGCAACGAUUGGCAAUCGUGUCUUCUCCAACCAAACUAGUACCUAAUACAAGGGGUCUCUGUCGCGGUUGUCUUACCCUCACUGAUGUGUAUCUACCAAACGGAUUGCAAGAAAUCGGUGCCAGCACCUUUGUUUACUGCAAACUGUUGCGGACAGUGUCCGUUCCCAUGACAGUCAAGACUAUUCGCAGCGAGGCAUUUUGUAGCUGUUCGUCUCUAGCCGAAGUUGAUCUCCGAGAAGGCCUGGAAUGUAUUGAGAGCCUUGCCUUUGGAUAUUGUGAAUCAUUAUCCACAAUCUCCUUGCCCACUUCGCUCAAGGUGAUUGAAGAUGCAGCCUUUGCUUACUGCAAAGGCUUGGUAGGAGUCGAAUUUGGAUCCAACAUGAAAACUCGAUUCGAAAGAAGACCUUUUUCCCAAUGUUCCUCAUUGGUCACCGUCUCCCUUCCUUUGGAAUGCGAACCGGCCGAUUUUACCAUGUGCAUGGGGCUGCGACCAGCCCUCAACAAAACAAGUGAAGACAAGACCCCGGAUAAAUAUCACAAUCGGUUUGCAAAUCUUCCCAUUCAUGCCGCUUGUUAUUAUGUUUCGAAUACCACUGUGGAAGCGCUGGAGGCAUUAUUGGAUGAGUACGAUAACGAUGAUGGCAAACUACUACACGAUUCCUUUCGAAUGACGCCAUUUCACAUUCUCGCAACUGCUGGAAAAGUGCGGUUGGAUCUCAUGAAGAUUUUGCUCAAAAGAUACCCUCUGAAUAGUCUUCCUUUGAGAGAUAGAACUUGGAAGACCAUGAUGGACUAUCUAAUGACGAACCGCAACCCACAGGUUAACCCAUUGAAAGCUUUGGUGUAUGAAAGGAUUGUUGGUGCUGCCAUGACUGGAUGGGGCCUGCAAGGAUGGAAAUUGGACGUUCUGUCGCACUUGGAAUUGGUGAAUUGGGCCCGACCUCCAAGCGGACUCACUCUACGGAACCGUGCGUUCUUUUUGUCAGACCGCAGAAGAACCCUGGGUCGAAUUCAAGAUUCCAUGGCAGCUUAUCUGAAAGUGGAGCUCACAUCGAUUCUGGAACUUGCAUUGUGGAAGAAGGAAGGAAUGGAAUGGUCAAAUGGUGCCCUGGGAGAAAUGAAUGGAAUUGAUAGAGGCAAGUGUCGUACCACCUGCGGCGCCGAUGCCGUAAUUCCUCACGUCGCUGAACUUCUAUGGGAAGCAAACACGGCGAGCAAAUCACUGAUUAAGCCUCUCUUGCCAUGUGACCUUGACUGGUUCACUGUACAGAGAGAUCGUCGAUAG